Molecule: messenger RNA, 3760 nt
Organism: Branchiostoma floridae (Florida lancelet)
Lineage: Eukaryota; Metazoa; Chordata; Leptocardii; Amphioxiformes; Branchiostomatidae
Product: glutamate receptor ionotropic, kainate 2-like
Exons: 17
Coding region: 139-3201 (1020 amino acids)
Biological process (GO): modulation of chemical synaptic transmission; synaptic transmission, glutamatergic
Cellular component (GO): postsynaptic membrane; plasma membrane; kainate selective glutamate receptor complex
Molecular function (GO): transmitter-gated monoatomic ion channel activity involved in regulation of postsynaptic membrane potential; kainate selective glutamate receptor activity
Source: RefSeq, a predicted model, not a curated record
AUGUUCUGCCAAUAAUGGCUCUAGCGUCCCGUUAGUUCCAGCCGUGCCGGUUCAGAAGGGUGGGCGCCGUGGGCUGAGGAGAGGGCCUGCGUUAUCAUCGUUUUAAACCCUGGGACUUAAGUGGAAGAACGAGCUGUCAUGGAGAUCUUGUCAGUGGGGUUGCUCCUUCUAUUGGUUACUUCUGCCAACGGAGCCGGAGAGACAUUCACGGCAGGUGUAGUACACGUCUCUGACCAAUGUCAGACGUCAGGCGUGGACGCCAAGACCUGCCUUUCCAACCUCACCGACUAUUGCGGGGUGGCGGACGGCGCCAUCAGACAAUUCGGCGUCAUCAUCCCACAAGUCUCACACGAUCUCAAGAUUGAGAAUACCCUAGCUGACAGCACCGGGUGCGCUUUUGAAGCAGCAAAGAACCUUUUGGACCGGAAGGUGUGUGCACUGAUCCUGCUCGGUAAACAAGACGCCAAGAUGGGAGACGUCUUCUCUUUCGCCACAAGUAUCCGGAUACCCAGAAUUUACAUAAGCCCUCAUAGGAUACCAGGCAACCCACCGGCGGAGACCAGAGGGCUGAACUUCUAUAUGAGACCCCACGCGAAGGACCUGAACGUGAUGAUGACUGACAUUGUGUCCGCCUACGGGUGGAAGACGGUCGCCAUCUUGUAUGACGGCGUUUACGACAUAGAAGGAGCGGAGGAAAUCCUUGCGCGGGUCACCCAGAGAGGAAUCCGGCUGGGAGCGUUCCUGAUCCCCCCGAACCCGAGUGACAGCGACUUAGAGGCUGUUCUACUGAAGAUUAAGCAGUCAGGGAUUAGAAAGAUCGUACUACACAGCGAGGUGAACAUCAUUGACGCCGUCUUUCAGCAGGCAGUACACCUCGUGAUGCUGAAUCCCCAUUUUCAUUGGAUGAUAACCAACCUGGUCCGGUCGGAGUUGGACCUGAGCGGAUACAGACGUACGAACGCCCGGAUCACCACAUUCACACUGGCAGGGGGGUAUGAGGGGCUGGGGAAGCUGAGGAACCUCACGACAUACGAAGCGCUGGUGGUGGACUCCGUCGGCAUGAUGAUCAAAGGCAUCGAGAGGUUUCCCGAAAACACGAAUGAAGACGACUGUAGAGAUACUCUCAUACGAGAACUGACCAGUGGCAUGGAGUUCGGUGGAAGAGCGUUCGGUCCUGACGGCUACCUGACGAAGUUUAGCAUUGAUAUCUCCGAGUUUAAAAACGGCGUGCUUCAAUCUGUUGGGAACUGGACUCCUACUGAAGGCGCCAGACUGGCCAUUGACACGUACUACGACGAUAGUCCACUUCCGUUCUCCGCUCACAAAAUGUUCCACAUAGAAACCUACACGCAAGGAGUUUUCGUGAACUUCACGGAGAACGGCAAAGACCUGACAGGAAAUGACGUGUUUGAAGGUUAUCUCAUCGACGUUAUCAAGGCCAUAGCAAGUGAACUGAAGUUUAAGUUCGACCUGGCGGUUGCACGAGUCCACAAUGUGGGCAGCGUAGUCGGCGCGUCCUUAGUGGAGGGAGCUCAAAAGCCCAAAGACUUGGGUCUGAUCCUGACUCCGUUCAACUACUCUGACCAGGUGGACAUUACGAUCUCCGUCCUCAACCUGGGCUACACCGUUCUGUGGAAGAAACCAAAAACCAAGGCAGCUGACGUCGUCACCCUCCUGACCCCUCUGCAAAACUACACCUGGCUGUACAUCAUAGCCGUGUACGCAAGCGUGACCCUUGCGUUCUACGGCAUCAACAAGUUUGACCCGUUCGAAUGGGGCCUGCACAACCGGAGGCAGGGGAGGGAGGAGGACGAGAGCGAGCUGGCGGACCCGUACGGUGGGAGGAACAGCCCGUGGUUCGUCUACCGAGCUCUGGUCUUACAGGGUAUGGAGAAGGUACCGAGGUCGUACGCAGGGAAGCUGAUCGCGGCGGGGUGGCUGCUGUUCGCCGUGACCCUGGUGACGUACUACAUCGCGACGUUCGCGGGUCUACUGGUGGCGUGCUCCGCUAUGCAGAUCAGCGGCAUGGAGGACCUUCACCACCGCGAAGACAUCGCAUACGGCAUCAACAAGUUCCUUCCCCCGGUCAACAGCUUCUUCGAGACGUUCGACAAAGUUCAGGGAGAUGGCUUAAAACCCUUCAAGGAAAUGCACAACUUCAUCAGUGACAACCGAGUAGACGUGGUGGUCCCUACCGACAACACAGGCGUAGAAAAGGUACAGAAGGGAGUGUUCCUCGGUGUUCCGGGCACAUACUCCGAGACCGUGUGGAGACCCUACUCCUUCAUCACUCACUCCAAGAUCCAGUUCUUUGCGCAGGACCAGUGUCAACUGGAGACGGCAGGAAACUACUUCUUCCCGUACGGCCUGGGACUCGCCUUCCCUAAAGGCUCGAUCUUCCAGCAUGAGUUCACCAAGGAAAUCCUAAGACUACAAGAAGAGGGCGUGUUGGAGGAGCUGCAGAACAAGUGGAUGACGGUGACGUACGACUCCUGUAACUGUAACGGAGACGACCCCCUGGGAACGAGAGUCAUCGCGCCGGAAAACCUGACGGUCGUGUUUGUCGGGAUGGGCGUGGCCAUGGGCGUGGCCAUCUUCGUGGCCGUGGUGGAAUUCCUGUGGUUCUUCCAUAAGAGGGACGAGGAGUUUGAGAAACUGAACCCACAGAAAGCACUAGACACGAAGCUCGGACGGAGAUCAUCAGCGUCCAUUGCCUUCCGACGUCUGUCCUCCCUGUUCAGAAAAUCCAACAAGUCUUCCGUUGAGGCCCCACGGCCCCAGAAGGGGACGACCGGAAGCCCUUUUCUAGACCGGAACAGUCCUCCGUUCAUCAACCCCAGUGCCCCGCGGGGGCCGCUGCCGUACCGCGGGACUCUCCCUCGGGACAGGAUGACUGUAUCAGUCAUCCCCAUGGACAACAAAACCGCUCAAAAUGGUCGCGGGAUGCAGCUGACGUCAUCCUCCCCGGCCGCGACCUCAGGUGACCCCAACAUGGCGGAGGGAGGUGAUGACGUGGAGAGCACUGGUUACGGCAUGCACGGGGCGCGGUCUAACGACACCGGUCUCGGUGAGUCUCCACCCCUGGAUGACGACAUGUCCGCUCCGGGCAAGGCUCUGAGCUACACCGUUAACGUGCACAGGAGUGAGCAUGGGGACAUUAUCCGCCCCCCUCCUGAACCCCCUGUAGAGUUUGCACUAUGAUAUACUAGAGCUAGUAGGACGCUUUUGAGGGUUCGGCCCUGAGGCGCCGCCAAAAUGUGAUAGCACGCGUGACAUACCAGUGCAUGAACAAGAUGUAAAGCAACAUUAAGAAGACAACAGUUAGCGUAGAUAUAGCAAUACUAUCGCCUCCUUCUAAUUUAUAACAAGGAUUUAUCUACACGAAAUAUGAUGUGUAUGUAAUGUAACAGAAGUGCAUUAAAGAAAGACUGACAUGAUUCUAUGCAAGGCGAAUAAACGCAAGGAAAAUACACUAUACGUGUAUGCAGACUACCUGUGGGUAACAAUUGAAAGGAUAUGCCUACUGUUGAUAUGUAUAUCACAAGUUAUACAUCGCUAAAGAUACCAUUUCCACGAGACACAGGAAAGGCAUGCAGAUGCUGCUUGGAACAUUUACAAAUAAAUACAAAACAUUACAAAUAAACCAACUUCAAAAGACUUAACUAAUCGUUGCGAACCUUACAAUAUUGCAAUGAUAUAUGAUAUUAUUAAACUGUACGAUCGCUAAUAUGGUGUGAAAUAAAUCGUCACUGAAACUUGC